This is a messenger RNA of Tuber aestivum (summer truffle), 2916 nucleotides long. The record is from the annotation of a GenBank genome assembly. Lineage: Eukaryota; Fungi; Ascomycota; Pezizomycetes; Pezizales; Tuberaceae.
AUGUUGGGGCGAUUGGUUCUACUCUUCUCGGUAGCGAGUGCCUUCAUGGCAACAUUGGUGUUGGGCAAGCUCAUUGGGAAGGAGGAACAGCUACUAGACUCCUAUACCUAUGUCAUAGUAGGCGGAGGGACUGCCGUAAGUUUAAUUAGCCUCCUAAUUUACACAUCGCCCACAACUAAGCAAUACACCCAGGGCCUCACUGUAGCUAAUAGAUUGUCAGAAGAUCCUGAUGGUAAGUUUUUCAGUUCUAAAAUUUUAUCUUCUUUUGUUCAAAUGGGCUAAAACCCUUGACUAGCAACUGUCCUUGUUCUAGAGGCAGGAAUACCGGAUCGCAAAGAAUGUGCGGCCAUUCUUCAGAGAUGCCUUGGGGAUACCAUGCGGACGGUGUACGAUUGGAACAUCACGACGGAGCCACAGAUAUACCUGAACGGCCGAGGCCAGAGUCUCUUUAUCGGGAAAGCCUUGGGCGGGAGCUCUAUGCUUAACGGCAUGAUGUUUGAUCGGGGUGCCCCUGGUGACUACGAUAUGUGGGAGGAUCUCGGGAAUCCCGGUUGGGGCUGGGAUGGUCUCUUACCAUAUUUCAAAAAGGUUAGUUAUCUAGCACUUUCAGCGACAUCGUGAAAUGCUUCCUAAUGCUGCAAAGAGUGAAACCUUUACGCCACCAAAACCGGAGCACGUGGCCCAGUUUGGAAUCACUUACGAUCCCGCGGUUCACGGAUUCGAUGGAUACGUUCAGUCUGGUUACCCGAACUUUAUAUACCCACAAACUAGUAGGUUUGUGUUAAUUGGGCCGUGUUACUGUAUUAAUAGCCGGGGUAGAAAAUUUCCAAGAAGCAAUGAAAUCGCUAGGCGUUGCUCAAUCACUGGAUCAAGCUGGGGAAGCGUUGGGCGCCUUUUGGUCCCCAAACUCAAUUGACCCAAAGAACAUGACACGCUCAUACGCACGCAGUGCGUAUUUCGAUAACUUUGUUGACCGACAAAAUCUGCAUGUUUACACCUCCAGACACGUGACUAAACUGAUCACUGAGGACGAUGACGAAGAGAGCGGUGAAGGGGUGAAAAUUUGUGGGGUUGAAGUAAGUUUCCAUGAUAGUAUUGACUUGUGGAUCCUAACGACUAUGAAAUGAAGUAUGUUAAAACCGGGGAUGCUACCAAAUAUAUAGCAAAGGCUAAGAAAGAGGUUAUUAUUUCUGCAGGCGCCGUGCACACUCCGCAGAUUCUACAACUCUCGGGUUCGUCGCUCCCCCCAGCUCCUCUGCAAACCACUCUCCAAUCUAACCACAUUUUUAGGAAUUGGGCAGAAGAGUCUCCUGGAGAAACUGGGCAUCCCAGUCUUAAUUGACCUACCUGGCGUGUAAGCAGUUCUCGGCUCUAUAGCUGGUUUCAAAGCGUGCUAAGAGCAGACCGUAUUUAUAGCGGACAGAACUUCCAAGAUCACCCAUGUGAGUCUAACUUCCUACUAGUGCAAGAGGAAAAUAUCAAGGAUGCGAUCCCGGGAUGCAUCCGGGUCUACUAGAUACGCGCCGGACCGAUGAUACCCCAUUGUGGUGCCUUUGAGACUACUCCAAAGCAUGACCACUAGCUCCCUGGCUGACAUAUUAUGAACGAAAACAGUUGUUACUAUGGCUCUAAAGCGUAUGUAUCCAAUGUUUUUCUGAACAAUCGGGCAUGAUGUUAAUUCAGAGCAACCAGUGGAGAAUGUUGAACACUCAGUUAUCGAUCUCGAAUUAAACGCAAGCUGGGAUGCGGAGUCUAAAGCUCUAUUCUAUAGUAGCCGCGAAGGCUCGUCUCCAUCUCUCCCAUAAUACCUCUCUCAAUUUUAACAAAAGAAUCCAGGCCCAUGGACAGCUGGAAGUCCCAACUCAAUCGCUUUCCUUCCUCUAUCAACCUACACCAACAAGUCGGAGAUCCUGCUAGGUGCCUAUACAGCCCAGGAGCCAGGACAGCACCUCCGUAAUGAUCUCGAGCCAGCAGUAACAGCUGGUUUCCAAAAGCACCACAAAAUCCUCCUCAACCGGCUCGCGGGGACGCGCACAGCUGCAAUGGAGUUUAUAUGGCUCAGCGGUGCCAACCGACGCUUCCAAAUGCCCCUCUCCAUCUCCAUCGCCCACCCCUUCAGUCGCGGCUUCAUAGAAAUAAACUCGACAGAUCCCCACGCCGCUCCGAUCGUGGAUCUGCGCACUGGAAGCAACCCAGUCGAUCUCAGCCUCUUAGUCGAAGCGCUCCGCUUCAAUCGCCGCAUUGUGCAGAGUCCGGCGAUUCAGGAACUCGCUCCGACAGAGUUGACUCCUGGCCAGUUGCUGCAGGCGGAUGAGGAGCUCCUCGGGUUUACGAGGGCCAACCUGUCCACAAUGUUCCAUCCAAGCGGGACCGCGGCCAUGCAACCGAGGGAGAUUGGAGGUGUUGUGGACCACAAUUUGAUGGUUUAUGGGACUAGGAAUUUGAGGGUUGUGGACGCGAGCAUUAUGCCGUUGAUCCCAGGAAGCCACCUUGCAUCUACUGUGUAUGCGAUUGGCGAGAAGGUACAUCUCUCUUUUUUCAGUGCGGCUUUACUUGUUGGGGGUGAAGCUUGCUAAUGGAUGCAAUGAAAUGGCCUAUAGGCGGCGGAUAUUAUCAAGGCGGCCCGGAAGUAAGCGCCCAAUACGAGCGCCAUGUAUACAUAUCCGGCUAUCUAAAGUAGGAGGGGAGAGAGAUAGGUAGUAUCUAUCCUACUUAUACCGGUAUAUGCCGGUAAUUACAUCAAGCUUUUAUUAUUACUUUUAUUCCUCAAGGGUUAAGUUCUGAGUUGUCUACCGUAUUGCCGUGCCGCGGGGAGGACACUUCUUGAGCUCAAAGAAUGAUUAGUAGGGACUCCGUGUUGCGAUAGACUGCAAGAGGCAAAUAGCGAUGACCACGGACCCUGGGGAGAGGAUACUG